Molecule: messenger RNA, 1920 nt
Organism: Peronospora matthiolae
Lineage: Eukaryota; Oomycota; Peronosporomycetes; Peronosporales; Peronosporaceae
Source: the annotation of a GenBank genome assembly
AUGGCACCUACCAGUGGCAGCAGCAGUCGCACGUUCCUGCCGUCGACCACCAGCGUCUCUCUCCACGCAGUCCCCAGUCCCAGCAACAGCAGCACGACUGACGUCCGUGCGGCGCCCUGUUCCACCGCGCGCUUUGCCCAGCGCCGACUGCGCGUCCUGACCGCGCCCCGUCACAGCAACAAGAUGCACCGCACGCGGACGCUGUCGGAGCUCAUUCUGCUCUCACCACGGAGCAGCUCGCGCGGUACGCGGCGCCACAAGCGCUUGGACAUGGACAUUGAAGUCUCGCGCUUCUUUGCUGCCAGCGAAGGGUUCGUGGACCUCUCAUCGAGCAACUGCCACAGCCCCUUUGGUAGCAACGAGAGUAAUACCGGUAUCAGUACCGGUACCAGUACCAGUUCGUUCAGUAGUAGUAGUAGUAGUACCACCAGCACUCGGAGCUUCUCGGACGCGAGUCAGUUCCUUCCUGCUCCUGCUCCUUUAUCUUCUCCCGUCCGACUCUCUUUCAAUGGACUGCAGAACGACGAGGAGAAGAUGGACGUGGACAACGAGCCCGAGUCCGAGGUCGAGCCCGGCGCAGAGCAGCCGCGUCCUCGCUCAGUCAAUGAAGUUGUCGACGUGUUGUUUGAGAUCCACUCGGCGCUCAAGAGCCGCCACUUGGGCCAACGCACAGCGGCGUCUGCGCUUGCAGCAAGCAACUUGGUGAGUACAAUGGGGUACCCAACUGCUGUCGAGUGCGUGCCUCGAGAUGUGCAGCUGGAAGCACUGGAGAACACCCGGAAGAUGCUCGAGUGUGCGAUUUGCCAGGAGGUCUUUACCAAUGCAACGGAAGCCACGUGUUGUGGACAGAUCUUUUGUAAAGAGUGCAUUGAGCGCUGGGUGAGUGAACGGAGUUCCUGUCCCAUGUGUCGAGAAGCCAUUAGCUUCUCGCUCUUGGCAGCGUCUCGACAUGCCCAGCGCAUGGCCAAUGAGAUGACGGUCAGCUGUGGCUAUUGCUCGGAGACCAUGAAGAAAGCGAGUCUGGCUGACCAUUUGAAAGCUUGUGAUCAAGCGCCAGUGGAACCGCCACCCCCGGCAGAUGUUGCUCUGCGACAGCUGCUGUUGGGCACGGCGAGACGCAAUACGCUGUGUCUUGCACGGUUUCUCAUGGCGACGUUGCCGCCUCAAGCGCUCAUGAUGCAGUGCUACAUUCGCACUCGUGGUGGCGGGAACUAUGAGCUCUAUACACAAGACACGAACACGCUGCUGUGCACGGCCGUACGUCGACGUCAGUACGACAUGUCGGUGAGUUUCCUCAUUUUUCUGGCAGCGGACGUGGACACGACGGGCGAAGAGACUUUGACGUCUGAUUCGGGGGUUGUGUCCUCGAUCAAUGCUGCAAUGCCCGUGGCGAGAUUGGACAAGAAUUACAUGGGAUCGCAGUACACGAUGUACGACACGACGGGGAACGUUCCACUGGAGCUGGGUGCAGUGCAAUAUGCAGCGACGUUUGGCAAGUCUCCGCGUCAGAUGCGCGUGGCACUGCCGCUUGUGGAACCCAUUGCAGGAGUUGAUAGCGCGGUGGAUGGCUCACCGUCGUGGGCGGUGCAGUCGUGGCGACCAGAGACUAAGGAGGACACGAUUCUUUCCCAGGUGGAGAACCCGGACACAGCGCGUGCUUUGCAUUUGAUCAACAAGCCGCCAGUCUGGAUCGAGUCCCUUGAGGCCUACUGUCUGGACUUUGGUGGUCGUGUGGCAGCUGCGUCUGUGAAGAACUUUUUGCUGUCGCACCCGCACGACAUGGACAAAACGCUCAUGCUCUUUGGCCGGACAGAGGAUCGUCAGGUGUACUCGAUGGACUAUGCCCACCCGUUCACUCCCGUGCAAGCCUUUGCGAUCGCUCUUAGCAGCAUGGACUCGCAUCUUGUGACUUUCGAUUAG